Messenger RNA from Caenorhabditis angaria, 2819 nucleotides. Lineage: Eukaryota; Metazoa; Nematoda; Chromadorea; Rhabditida; Rhabditidae. The record is from the annotation of a GenBank genome assembly.
AUGAUAAAUCUGACAGAAAUUAUGAUGAAUAUAACAGAAGCUAUGAUUGAGAAUUCGAUAGGAGAAGAUGGAUAUGAAGAAGCAUCGCCACAGGAUGAAUCAGAAGAUUCGGAGAAAUUUCGGAUAAAGGUAAGAAAAUUAGGUUGUGUAGAUUUUUCAUCUUGAUUUUUGAGCUCUCUCUCUCUCUCGUGAUUUCUUCUGUAGGCGAACUUUCAAGGUUUAAUCAAAUUCUCAUCGAAAAUUGUUUUGUUUUUCCGACACAAACCCCAUGUUAAUCUAAUUUGUUGAAAACUUCUGAAAAUCCAAUUUCGAGAAUACUCUAAAAUAUGAUUUCAUGUUAAAAAUGAAUCACGGGGAACUUUUUUCCACCUGUGUUUCCAAAUGUUUUUCAAUUUAAACCAGAAAAACAAUACAUACGUGACCACAGAAAAGGUGACCAAAAAUCACAACUUUGUUUCUCGAGAAAAACAAUAAGGGCACUUGAAAAUUUGAAAGUAUCAUUGUCGUCACUCCACGUGUCUUUUCCACACGUUUUUAAUUAAAUCAUUUGCUUUUUUGUGGGCGUUUGUAGUUAGAUGAACUGACACAAAAAAACAACUUUUUCUUCUAUUUUUAAAAAAGUAAAAGAUGAAGAUGAAGAUGGAAAAAAAACAAACACCACUGAAGAAUUUUAAAUAUCCUUACUCGUUUUUUCCAGAUCGAAACAUGCAUUUAUGUGAUUUGUUUUCUUGUUGGCGGACCUCUCAAUGUUCUUUCUUUGGUCAGAAGUUUACAAGCUUUUCGGUUAGUUAUUGAAAAUAUCUAGUGUCAACAAUUAUUUAUGCAUUCCAUCUCCACCUCAUUUCAAUAGAAAAAAAAAAGGAAAUUUGAACUUUUACAUAAUUAUACAUUAAUAAUUGGAAGAUGAAGAAAAGGGGCAAAAAAUACGAAAACAACGCGAAAAAUUGCACGGUCUAUUAACUUUUUUCAUUCAUUUUUGAACGUGGAGCGGAAGAGAACACUAAAUAUGUUUGUUUCAGAGCACACAAAGCAAAAAGCCAAAUUUUAUUGCUUCGCAUCAAUUUGAACAUGGCAGAUUUGUUCACAUUGUUUUUGUUCAUUCCGAAACAAGUUAUUUGGCUUCAAACCUAUCAAUGGUAUGGGGGUGAAAUAUUGUGCAGAGUUUGCGCGUUUUUCUCAACUUUUUCGUUUUAUCUUCAUGCGUUUGUCAUUUCUUGUAUUGCGAUUGAUCGAGCAUUUGGAGCAUAUAAUAUUAGGUGAGUUUUGGGGGUGUCUUAAAAAAUGUCAUUCGGUUUUGAAACGGGUUGCUGUAGAUCACACGACCAUUAAUUUUGAUGAGAAAGAUUCCAUUAGCUUUCUGUGUACUGUAUGUCAUAAAGAGCAUUUUUCCAUUAUCUCUCCGCUAGUUUGAAAAAAGCUCACAUCAUUUUUAUUUGGUACUGUAGGUCUUCUAAAAAUAAUUAUUUUUCACGUCAUUUUUUGGACGCUGGAUUUUUCGAUCGUAAAUUUUUAUGAGAAAAAUUCCAUUAUUUCUUGGGUACUGUAGAUUUUCUAUUCCAUAAAAAUUUAUGAGCGUUUUUCCAUUAGACGACACCUUCGAAAAUCUACAUCGUUAAUUUUUAUGUGAAUUAUCUAUACAUCCAUUUUCAUAGGCUACUGUAGCUUUCAAAUAUUGUAAAAUUUUAUGUUCAUCUAAAAAUAAUCUUACGUCAUGUCAGGAUACUGUGAAGAUCAAAAUAUUAAAUGCAACUAGUCUGGAUAUAAUUUCAAACUUUUUCCAGCUCAAUAAAUGCUCAUCGUCGCGCUUAUAAUCGAUGUCGAAAUAUGCUUUGUGUUGCGUGGACAUUGGCAAUUCUCAUAUCUCUUCCACAAGCUGUUGUUUUUCAAACUACAAGUCCGUUUUUGGCUACAGGAGAUGAUUUUACGUAAGAAAAAUCUAAAUUUUCCUUAAAAAAUUUCAUCUUAAAAUAUUGCAGACAAUGUGCAACAGUUUUUAUGAUCUUCCGCCAUGAAAAACUCAAUGAAUACAUGCAGAUUGGAACAUCUGACAUUCGAAAAAUGCAAAUCGAACAACAAGCGGAAUCUGUAUUCUUUUGGGAAAAAGUCUACGCCGUCAACCAUUUUCUUUUUGUUUUCUGGAUUCCAUUCAUCAUUAUCAUUUUUAGUUAUGGAAUUGUUUUGCUGAUUCUUCAAGGACAUCUCAAGCAAGGUACUUUACCCCUUGAAAGACGUUUACAAACUAACAAGUCAUAUAUAGAGAAAAAAUCAUCGUGCUUCAAAUGUCGUGUUAAAUCAUUGGAUAUGGAAGAAGAUAGUGUUGCUGGUACACCAACAAAAGAAACCUACUUAUUGCAACAAGAUGAAAGUUAUGCUUUGAAAACAUGGAGUAGAGAGUUAGUUUCAGAUUAUGGGAAUGACUGAAUAUUUUUUAAACUUUUCAGAAACAUCCAUAUCGAUUUUGAUAGUCAAAGUAACGUGAAAAGAAAUGGGUCUGUCAAAAGUCGAACAAUUCCACAUCCAGUUCCAUCAACUACAAGAUUUGGAGCAAUGGCAGUUAGCACAAUUCAUAAAGCCAAGCAGGUACCUAAUUUUUAAUUCUUACUGCCUACCUCUAAUCUUAAAAUUUGCAGCACGCAAAACGUCAAGCAACUCAAAUAAUUCUUGCAUAUGUCUGCGUCUGGAGUCCUUACAAUUUCAUGACAGUUUUAGGCGUUUUGGGGAUGGAAAUCAAUUAUUUGGGAUUCUUUAAUGCUGCAAUGUGUGUUAACACAAUGAUUAAUCCGAUUAUUUAUGGAGUUAUUCGCAAUAUCAAACGCUAG